AUGAUAUACGGGGCAGACCAUGGCCUAAAGCAAUGUAAUGAGAAGUCAUUCUCUCUCUCUCUCUCUCUCUCUCUCUCUCUCUCAGGCUGGGUUGGUGUCAGGGGGAUGAGAGUGUAUACCUCUGGUGAUGUACAGGCUGUUAAUGGUACAGAUGUCUGGCUCAAAUGUACCUUCGAAACUUCGGCUACCAUUCGACCAGCCACCCUGGUCGUGUCCUGGAGCUUUCGACCGCUUGGCCCCGGUCACGAGGAGUCGGUGUUCUACUACCAAGAGAAGCCGUACCCGCCAAUGGAUGGACGUUUCCGGAAGAGAGCCAUGUGGGCAGGGGACAUUUUCAGCCGAGAUGCCUCCAUCAUAAUCCGCGAGGUGAAGUUCACCUAUAACGGAACCUUCAGCUGUCAGGUUAAGAAUCCGCCCGAUGUCCACGGCAACGUUGGAGAGGUCCGCUUACGAGUCGUCCACUCGUCCCCGUUCUCAGAGAUCAUGAUGCUGGCCCUGUUCAUCGGGGGAGGCAUCGUUCUCCUGCUGCUCGCUCUCGUCGUCAUCGUCCUCAUCCGUCGCCGGCGUAAAAAGCGAGAUCAGGACGCCCCCGGGGCUCGUCGGGAAUACAAAGACCCCACGAUGUGGUGA
This is a messenger RNA of Chanos chanos (milkfish), 630 nucleotides long. RefSeq names its product myelin protein zero-like protein 2. Gene Ontology annotation, biological process: cell-cell adhesion. The coding region runs from base 1 to 630 and encodes 209 amino acids. NCBI's taxonomy places the organism in Eukaryota, Metazoa, Chordata, Actinopteri, Gonorynchiformes, Chanidae. The transcript is spliced from 4 exons. The record is from RefSeq and is a predicted model, not a curated record. Gene Ontology annotation, cellular component: plasma membrane.